AAAAUUGACAACAUACACUGGCGAUGAUGGCGCACGUAGUAUAAUGGACGACCUUGGCCUGGGAUUUAGCUACGUGCAGAAAUGAGCGUCGAUUUGUUUAUGACCACUGCUUUUCUGCCAAAUUGUUUCUACUUUAUAACUAUAAGAACCAUUCGAAAAAUUGAGCAUUUAUAGGCCACACAUGGUGUACUUGGCAUGUGAUUGUUGAAUGUGAAAAAGAUCUACAGCCUAAUUACCGGUCGUGCCUUUGACAGAAUCUUGGAUCUUGAUAAAUUUUCAUGAUUUGGUUAUCACAAAAAUAUCAGCAGCGCAGACGACGAGCCCUGCCGCAAGACAGAUUUACUCGAGGCCAAGCAACGCCAAAACUAAGUCAAUUUUUUUUAUUCCUUUAGGCCUACGUCAAGACUCAAGGACGGUUUCCCUACUCUCCCAGCAAUAUUGAUGACGCUUGCUUUGGCUGUCACUCAGUCACUUCAAACUUUUUCUAAUAAAAGAGGAAGAGGAUCUAGUAGAAACUAGAAAAAGUCACAAAAUUGAAAAACAGUUCACUGCAGUGCAGUGCACACUGCUGUUUUUACUUAGUAUUUUGAGGACUAACGAGUAACGUUAGAUUUGGCAAUUUUUUGCCUUGAUUGUCAUCAAUCUUAUGAUUCAGUGAAGCAGUUAAGCCGAAGUGAAGCAACAACGAAAAUGCAAGUUUGUCAUAUAGAUAUACGAAGAAGCAGCAGAGCUGUGAUGACACUGUUUCAACGAGGGAUCAACAUGUCGUCCAACCAACUCCAAGUAUCGAGUAACCAAAGAUUGAGAAAACUGGCAUUGUUGCCCAUGUCUAAGAAUAGCCUCGGUCUCACUGCCACUGGCAGUAAGCAGAUGGCAACUGGCAGACAGCUCGGCAGUGACCUUUCUUCUCGCCAAACUAGCAAAAGAUGGUUUUGUGAUAAAACCAAGAGAGAUAUUGAAGUUGACGGAAAAACUAGCAGAACCCCAGAGAAAGUACAGCAAGUUGCAAGCAAUCAACAGCAUGAACACUUUAAUGCUAGAGCUGCAUCUGGUUUUGAUAAGCGUCUCCUGGUUUACUUUGGAAAGUAUAAGAAUGUAGGAGAAGUGCCAGAACUUGUCUCUGUUCACCUGUUGAAUUCCACAAGGAACAAGUUCCGUGUGUAUAUCAACAUCUUCAUCGGAUUCCUGACCAUGUUUAGCUGCGGGCUCAUGAUCUAUCGAGGCCAUCAAAGAGCAGGCAAGGGCGAAACCUUAGCAGACCACAACAUGCGCCGACACCCGCAACACUACAAUUUACAGGAGACCAAAGACUGAGUAGGUGGAUUUCUGUUUAAAACUGCCCAAAAGGUUUGAGAGCUCUUAGUCUUAACCAGUUUUAGGCAAAAGAUGAAGUGCUUUUACCUAUGUAAGAAGUGGUGUAACAAGGGGGUUCUUUCCAGAACACUGCACAAAUGGCUUAAGUUCCACUUCAUAAAAGAAUAAAAAGAAAGAAAACUCAAAGUUUGAUCUGAUUAACAACAGGUGGCACAAAAGGCCAUCAAUUGGCAUCAGAUUUUAGAAGGUCAAGGAGGUGCAGUCUUACCCCCAUGCCCUGGGCAAUGCUUUUAUAGUAUUCCACUUAAUAAAGGGCAGGCAAAUCGUGAUUUGGCAGCUGUUUACAGAAUCUUUAAAUUAAUCUGAAAUAAGUUGUCAAUAUACUUUGAUUUUUAAUCUGAAAUUUGAUGAUUUUUAGAUGUACAUGUAAGCAAGCAGCUAAUCCUACAUUGGUGUCAAAAUUCUACAAUUGCUUGGCUUGUCUUCAAGCCUAGGUCGUGGUUUAUUGCAAACAAAGAUAGGGGCCACAUGCAGUGAUUAUAUAAUAAUAAUGACACAAACACAGUUUCUUCAUGCACUUCAUUGUUUUUCAUUUACAUUUUGUGGUGUUCUUUCUAUACAUGUAGCGUUUCUGAAGCCUGGGUGUCAGUUUUUACGGAUUUACAAUUAUUGCAAAAUGUGCCAUUAUGUAAACUACCAUGAAAACCUUUAUUUUGGUUGGCAGCUGAGCCCUUUUUCAACAGUGUAAUACACUAAUUGUGAAAUUGACUUUAUCAUUUUUAAUUUCUUAAUGAAAUGGACUAAUGAGUGUCUUCCUCUUGAGAGUUCUCACCGCAUGUACAUGUAUUGUAUGAUUGUAUCAGACAAAAGUUCAUUAUUUGUUACACUAGGGAAGUGUGACAGUGUGUCAUUAAUAAACUUGUCAGAGAUUUUCUCAUACCGUACAAAUGAUAUAUAUAAGGCACUGAAAUCCUUGUGCCUUGCUGAUUGAGAACAAAUUUGUUAUUGAAAAUCCCUGACAAGAGUUUUUUUUAACACAAGCAAAUUUACCAAAGAAAGAUAGAUCUAGCUUUAUACCUGUACAUACAUGUACUUCUAAAAUGCAUAACUCUUCAUUGAAAGAUGUACAUGUUAAUGGAUGGGUUUUUUUUUUAAGGUGGCUUGUUAGUGAGCCAAUGUGAUCACAUUUAACUGAGAAGUCUACUUGACUUAAUAGCGUGAAUGUAUUCCAGGGGCCCGUUUCUCAACACCGUCAUAAGUCUAACUUCUUGACUAAAUCGGAGAUAGUGAGCUACUUGUCCGCUAACCGUUUCACGAAGCCCUCUCUACCAAGAUCGGGUACAACAACCUCACUAAAUAUUUAUGACACCUCCGAACCUGUCCUAACUUCUUUCUUAAUGACGUAGUGGCAUCACGUGGGUAGACUAUGACAUGCAAACGUGCUUAGAAAUUUUAAAAUUAUAAUCUUACGUAAUCAAUCAUAGAGGUUGAAAUUACAUCACAAAACAAGUGGGAUAAUACAUUCCAUGAUAAUUGUAAUACAAAUAAACUAUAAAAACUGUUUUAAAUGCCACAAAACCAUUCAUUUAGAAAUAGUAAAAUGAUUUAAUCGAUAAAGUUCCACCACGUCAGGCCAUCCAUAACUGAACUCGUAUUUGUUGUUUUCAGACCCCUAUUAACAGUUGGAUAAAUUCUAUCUAUAAUUUAUGCACAAAAUUUGUCAAAUAUCGUAUGACUCGGUAUCAAUGAUUAAAAAUGUUUCGUUAAACUAUAUUUUGAUAACGAUUAGAAUUGUAAAAGACCUUAUAAUCAUCAUCAUUUUACAAAGAAAACCGUUAUGGUUUACUUUCGUAAACUAUUGAAAUUUGAUACCCCGGGGGUACCCAUCUCAAGGUCCACAAGUGACUUUUAGUCACGAAAUGAAUUAUUCAUGAUUUAAUUUUCUCUGCAAUUGAAUGCUCCAGUCUUCAUGGUCUAAGUAUGUAUGAUGUAUAAUUCACCUGUGCUAUUAUUUUGAAAAGAUUUAUUAAUUUUAUUUCCCAAUUCAUCACAAUAUUUGCAAUUUUGUCAUGAUUUUUCUUUUUGAAAAUUAUGCUAUUUUGUGACUAAGGCUACGUCUCGUCUGCUCUUUUUACCGAUAGUAUCGAUAUCAAGGUAUUCUAGUUAGGAAGUCUUUCGAGAAACAGGUUUAGUAAGAUUGGAACUAACUCCGUGGUUGGUGGAUAAAGAUAUGACUAACUUGUCCAUGUGUUGAGAAACGGGCCCCUGGAUCCACUCUUUCCCAGUGUUUUAUAACCUGCUUUUAGAAACACCCUCUGUAAAUGUAGCAUAAUCCCAGAUAAUUUUACCCAGGAUUAAACUGAAUCCAAUUCAUGACUUCCAAUUAAUGCUGCUACAUCAAAUGAUUUAUACCCACAAUCUUUGUAGAGUUGAUGACAUUGGUCAAGACUGAAAAAAUACAU
Messenger RNA from Lytechinus pictus (painted urchin), 3776 nucleotides. Its product is annotated as protein FAM162A-like. The record is from RefSeq and is a predicted model, not a curated record. The transcript is spliced from 3 exons. Lineage: Eukaryota; Metazoa; Echinodermata; Echinoidea; Temnopleuroida; Toxopneustidae. The coding region runs from base 691 to 1314 and encodes 207 amino acids.